UGCCUGCCCUCGUCGGCGCUGCCCCCUCUCCCCUCCCCCGGUGCUUCCUCCGCGGUCCUUUGCCUCCCGGGUCCUCUUGCUGAGAGCGAGCGGGCGCGCGCGGGUGGGGGAAAUGGCUGAGACCAUCGCGGACACCAGGCGCCUGAUCACGAAGCCGCAGAACCUCAACGACGCCUACGGGCCGCCGAGCAAUUUCCUCGAGAUCGACGUCUCCAACCCUCAGACGGUGGGGGUAGGCAGAGGCCGCUUCACCACCUACGACGUGAGGGUCAAGACAAACCUUCCUAUUUUCAAAUUGAAGGAGUCUUGUGUUAGGCGAAGAUACAGUGACUUUGAAUGGCUUCGAAGUGAACUAGAAAGAGAGAGUAAGGUUGUAGUGCCUCCCUUGCCUGGAAAAGCUUUUUUCCGCCAAUUGCCUUUUAGAGGAGACGAUGGGAUAUUUGAUGACUCUUUUAUAGAGGAAAGGAAGCAAGGGCUUGAACAAUUCAUAAACAAAGUUGCAGGCCACCCCUUGGCGCAGAAUGAACGCUGUCUUCAUAUGUUCUUGCAGGAUGAAGUAAUAGACAAAACCUACACGCCCUCCAAAAUAAGACAUGCUUGAAUGCUGCACAACACUUUAACUGGCAUAAAUGUUAGUGGUGACAUACUUCGUCUAAGAUAUGUAGUUUAAGGUUUUUAGCAUGCUGCAAACAAACUGGCACCAGAAGCCUUCGAUAUACUAACAGCACUGCGUGUUCUUUGCAUUGAUCUUUAUGGCAUUAAAGAACUCUAGGUAAACCUGCUGUCAGACUGUUGAUUAAAUGGCUUUUAAAAAUCUCA
Molecule: messenger RNA, 819 nt
Organism: Podarcis raffonei (Aeolian wall lizard)
Lineage: Eukaryota; Metazoa; Chordata; Lepidosauria; Squamata; Lacertidae
Gene: SNX3
Product: sorting nexin 3
Exons: 4
Coding region: 113-601 (162 amino acids)
Biological process (GO): endocytic recycling; late endosome to Golgi transport
Cellular component (GO): early endosome membrane; retromer complex
Molecular function (GO): phosphatidylinositol-3-phosphate binding
Source: RefSeq, a predicted model, not a curated record